AUGUCUAUGUCAAUUCAAGACGCCGGCCAGGUCCGAGAUGGAUUCCCCCGCCCAUUCCCCAACACCCCUUCCAAUGUUUUGGAUCAGCUUCGCAUGGCUGGCAAGGUGGUAGUUGUCACUGGUGCAGCUGAUGGAAUCGGCCUAGCUGUGACGGAGGCUAUGGCCGAGGCCGGUGCUAACGUUGUCUUGUGGUAUAACUCAAACACAGCUGCUGUUGAUAAGUCCCAGGAUCUGGCAGAGACUCACAACGUGAAGAGUGCUGCUUAUCAAGUUGAUGUUUCCGAGUCCGAUCAAGUUUCCGAGACGAUUAAAAAGGUUGUUGAACAGUUUGGCAAAAUUGAUGUAUUUGUUGCCAAUGCAGGCAUGGCUAUUUCAAAGCCCAUCCUGGAACAGACAUUGCCAGAGUAUAAGAAACAGAUGUCCGUCAAUGUGGAUGGAAUUGUUUACUGCUCCAAGUAUGUUGGCGAGGUAUUCCACCGCCAGGGCUUCGGAAAUCUCAUCAUCACCUCAAGCAUGAGCGGCCACGUCGUUAAUGUUCCCGCCGACCAGCCAGUCUAUAAUGCCACGAAAGCAUAUGUGACUCACUUUGGAAAAUCACUUGCUCGCGAGUGGCGGGAGUUCGCUCGCGUUAACAUCGUCUCCCCAGGCUUCUUCGAUACUAAGAUGGGCGCUAGUCCUCUGUGCAUCAAUGAGGCAUACCGCAUGUCGCCUAUGGGACGCCAGGGACACACGAAGGAAAUUAAGGGACUUUAUCUUUACCUUGCUAGUGAUGCUUCUACCUACAUGACUGGAAGUGAUGUUCUUAUUGACGGAGGCUAUGUUUUGCCUUGA
Penicillium atrosanguineum is the source of this 831-nucleotide messenger RNA. RefSeq names its product GTP-binding protein rhoC. The record is from RefSeq and is a predicted model, not a curated record. Gene Ontology annotation, cellular component: intracellular anatomical structure. NCBI's taxonomy places the organism in Eukaryota, Fungi, Ascomycota, Eurotiomycetes, Eurotiales, Aspergillaceae. Bases 1 to 831 code for a protein of 276 amino acids. Gene Ontology annotation, molecular function: oxidoreductase activity, acting on NAD(P)H, oxygen as acceptor. The transcript is spliced from 5 exons.